Messenger RNA from Musa acuminata subsp. malaccensis (wild Malaysian banana), 1754 nucleotides. Its product is annotated as E3 ubiquitin-protein ligase RDUF2. Gene Ontology annotation, molecular function: ubiquitin protein ligase activity. Lineage: Eukaryota; Viridiplantae; Streptophyta; Magnoliopsida; Zingiberales; Musaceae. The record is from RefSeq and is a predicted model, not a curated record. Gene Ontology annotation, biological process: protein ubiquitination. Gene Ontology annotation, cellular component: cytoplasm.
CCGCAAGUCCCGCCUCCAGCUCCAGCUCCAGCUCCACCCAGUUUUGUGGCUUCGCCUCCUUCCUCGAAGGGAUCCUACCUCGGAGAAAGGAGUUAGGUAGGUUUGCACCUUGUUUUUGGAAAGUUUUAAGCUUUUGAGAUGGAGAUCGGAUUUGAGUCGUUUGAUUCGUUUCGUUGAGGGAUUCGGUCGAAAGAUCGUAAAUUUCGGGGUUUUUGUUUCAAAGUUCGUUUGUUUUUGAGGGAAAGUUCGGAUCUUUGUUGCUCUUCUUCUUCGGUUUGAUGCCUUCUUCCAUGGCGACGGCGUCCUCGUACUGGUGCUACCGGUGUAGCCGUUUCGUCCGGGUGUGGCCGCAGGACGCCAUCGUCUGUCCCGACUGCGACGGCGGGUUCCUCGAGGAGGUGGAAAUACCUCCUACCCGUCUCUCCCCUGCCAACGAGUCCCGCCGCCGCCGCCGAAUCCCCUCCGACGGCGCCGCGCACGCCCUCGGUAGCGACGGGUCCAACGUGGCCGCCCGCCCGCGGGAACCCUCCGAGCUCAGGUACCGCCGCAACCGCCGAGCGUCCGCUGGCGACCGGUCCCCGUUUAAUCCGGUUAUCGUCCUCCGCGGCCCUUCCGACGGCCCCCGCGACGCGGAUCGCGCCGCCACCACCUCCAGCUUCGAGCUCUUCUACGACGACGGAACCGGAUCCGGCCUCCGCCCGUUGCCGGAAAGCAUCUCGGAUUUCCUGAUGGGCUCGGGCUUCGACCGCCUCCUCGAGCAGCUCGCCCAGAUAGAGAUCAACGGCAUCGGUCGUGGGAUGGGAAGCGCGCAUUCGCCGGCGUCAAAGGCCGCCAUCGAGUCAAUGCCUACGAUAGAGAUCGUCGACGACCACAUCGGGAGAGAUUGCCAUUGCGCUGUCUGCAUGGAUCCGUUCGAGCUCGGAACCGAGGCCCGUGAGAUGCCCUGCAAGCACAUAUACCAUCAAGAUUGCAUCUUGCCGUGGCUUUCGCGCCGGAACACGUGCCCUGUUUGCCGCCAUGAGGUGCCGACGGAUGCUCGAGGGAGGGCUGUGGCAGGGGAUGAACAGGCCGCUGUCUCUGGAAACGAGGGGGAGACGGUGGGGCUGACGAUAUGGAGGCUUCCAGGUGGGGGUUUUGCAGUGGGGAGGUUCGCAGGGAGCAGGAGAGCAGGGGAGCGAGAGUUCCCGGCCGUUUACACCGAGAUGGAUGGCGAAUUCAGCAACAACGGAGCUCCGAGAAGGAUCUCAUGGACCUCGAGAGGCAGUGAGGGUGGAGGAAUUGGUCGGGCCAUUCGCAAUUUCUUCUCGUUCUUCAGGCUGUCGCGGUCCACUUCCUCGUCUUCAUCUUUUUCCUCGAGGCCAAGCUCAGAAUCGCAGCCUUCAUUCUCUCGCAGACAUGAAGGAGGCUCAGUUUUCAGGUGGCGUUCACGAAGUCGAGGCAAUGCAAUUGCUUGAUGACGAUACAUAAACGUUUGGAUUGACCAGAAAAAGAUAAUCCAAUGCACAAUACUCCCAUUGAUGAACAUCUCGAUCGCAAAGGAGCAAACUUUUCGUGAAAGACAUGCUUUCAUUGUAAAUAGAUUAUGUCGGCAAACAUCGUAGCAAUUUCUAAUCUGUAUCUUCUCGAUUCGUGUAUCAAUGUGUUGGAAAGAAUCAACUAGAUAUCUGUGACAUAAGGCGUUAUAUGCUUGCAAAACUUCAGGGGCUCAAUGCUUUGUAUCAUCAGUUCUGUUUAGGAAAUCAGUUUUCACCCGA